AUGUCCGAAUACUCCACCACUCCUCAUGGUGAAACAAGUCCAGCCCAAUCUGCACCGCAGCAGCCGCUCAACCGAUCCUGUGAAUCUUGCAGAAAUCUCAAAGUUCGCUGUCUUCCCAAUCCAACCACACCAAACCAAUGCCAACGAUGUGCCAAAGGCAACAAGGUUUGUACCUUUGUAGCACCGCAAAGGCGGCGGCCUCGUAAACGGACUGACUCCCGGGUCGCUCAAUUGGAGAAAGAGAUGCGCGUGAUGCGCACUUUGAUCAAAGAUAAGAUUCGCGAAGAAAGCGAGCCCGAAUCUUCUGAUGCCAGCGAUAAUUCUCAGGAUAACGAGUCUGGCGAUAUGGAUUAUCACUGUGCCCUGGGCUCCAUCCCGGAGUCCGCCGGGGGGACCUCUGAGUCUGCCCGGUUCAUGGACUACUCUGCCGAAUUCAUCGACACACCACACCCUGGGAUGCAUGGAAGUGGAUCGCUCUCGGCGCCACUGACUCUGUCUGGGUUGCAUGCCAAUUUUCUCUCUGUGCCCAGCAGACCCCGCGAUGACGAUGUUGUCGAUCGUGGCAUCAUUUCUCAUGAAGACGCAGAGCAAUUGGUCGCCUUCUUCAUUCAUGAACUGUCAACAAUUUUCCCACUGGUCAUACUUCCACCAACUACUACCGCAGCACAGCUGCGACAAGCAGCGCCAGUACUCUUCCUUUCUGUAAUUUCUGCAGCGGCAAUCUCCAUCGAUACAGAUCUAGCAAGCGUUCUCAACCGUGAGCUGGUCCGCCUGUAUGCAGACCGGUUCUUUAUCGAGGGCGAAAAAUCGCUAGAGCUAGUGCAGGCGCUCUUGCUGAUGAUGAUCUUUUACUUCCCGCCUGGCUCGCCUUUGAAGCUGCAGUUUUACCAGUACGCGCACAUUGCCUCAACGAUGGCAUUGGAGAUCGGACUUGCGACGAAGCGGCGUGUCACGCAGAAAAAACCCGAUCGCAAAAAAUCGGGGCCUCACGAUGAGCUUAUGGCGGAACAGGCUAGAGCUAUCCUUGGAUGCUACCAUCUAUCUUCGACUGUUGGGAUGAAGACUCGUCGCCCAAAUUUGCUUCAGUUCAACAAUUGGAUGGAGGAGUGCGUAUUCAUGUUGAAAAAUUCACCUCACCAGACAGAUCAACGUCUGGCUGUGUGGUUUGAACUCCAACGGAUCACUGAUGAAUCCCUGUCCUCAUUUGGUCUUGACGACACCAGCUCCUUGUCCACAUUGACUGAAUCCCGUGUGCAAGCCGUGCUGCGGUGGUUCGAUAAGCAAAUGGAAGUAUGGAGAAAGAACACCCCCAAUAAGAUGCUCACAGUGCCCAUGAUCCUUGAAUAUCGAUCCACCAUCCUCGCAAUGUACGAACUCAGCGUAGGUGCAGGCUACCGAGAUCCUGACGCCGUUAAGCGACGAGAUUUCACGCUCCCAAAUUUAGAAGAAGAUGGCAACUCACAAAGAGUUACCCCGAUGAGCGUCACCCGUAUCGAUAUCACUGUGAAAUGGAUGAACGCAGCACACGAGCUCCUAGAUGCCCUCUUGACAUGCAGUGCAGAAACGAUGCGCCGGUUCCCAAACCUGAUGUACACGCGUUUCACAAUGGCAAUGACCUCGUUAUUGAAGAUCCAUUUCUCGGUGCGAACUAGUGCCCUGGGCGAAGUCAUCACACCUGAAACCGUGAAUGUUAGCUAUUACCUCGAUGCGAUGUCCAAUAAACUCGGCGAGGCGAGCGGCGGUGGUAAAUAUAAGAUUCCCACUCGGUGGUACCACGUGAUAGCAGUCAAGAGCAGGGACUGGUAUGAACGUUUAGAGAAACGAUACUCAGGCUCUUCCCCAGAUAGAACCAGGGUGGUGGGUGACUCAACAAAUCCCACUGAAAGGACGACUGCAGCACAGAUGGCUUCACAUGAUCCGGCUGUACACACGGACUCUGCUUUUCCCAUGGCGCCGGGUGUAUCGCACAUGGCACCGGGUAUCGAGAAUGGAUAUGUCGCUAUGAGCAGUGCGGGAAUGUGGCCUAUGGACGUGAGUCAUCAAAACACAUUUUUCCAGCCUCCCCUAGGUGGAUAUCCCCAGCAGGCAGCAUCACUUCCGCCUCAAUUUUCAUUUGAUCCACAGAGACUCGCAUCUCAACAAAUUCCUGGGGCAGGUAUGGAGCUAGAUGGGUGGCUUCCUGAUGGAAGUAUCUUUGGUAUGCCACCUCUCCCUGAAUUUUGA
Molecule: messenger RNA, 2223 nt
Organism: Penicillium longicatenatum
Lineage: Eukaryota; Fungi; Ascomycota; Eurotiomycetes; Eurotiales; Aspergillaceae
Exons: 3
Coding region: 1-2223 (740 amino acids)
Biological process (GO): regulation of DNA-templated transcription; DNA-templated transcription
Cellular component (GO): nucleus
Molecular function (GO): DNA-binding transcription factor activity, RNA polymerase II-specific; transcription cis-regulatory region binding; zinc ion binding
Source: RefSeq, a predicted model, not a curated record